Molecule: messenger RNA, 496 nt
Organism: Drosophila bipectinata
Lineage: Eukaryota; Metazoa; Arthropoda; Insecta; Diptera; Drosophilidae
Source: RefSeq, a predicted model, not a curated record
AUGUCGUCGUGGGUUGUUUCCACCAUUGAUCUGCACGAUUGCGGUGCCAACGGGACAUCAUCAUCGGGGCCAUCAUCGCGCCAUAAGCAUUUUAUCCUGCUGGUGUGGCAUCGUUUGGCGGAAAAGUGUGAAAGGUUCAGUAGUUUUCUUAAACGCGAGACCAACAAACCUCUUCCCAAAGAACUGAGACGAUCGUUGAGGCUCAACAAAUCGGCCAGAAGAAAAGGCUAUCAAAGUUGCGAGAGCGAGGCAGAUAAACGAAUAAUGAAGGAACGUUUAAACGAGCCCGCCAACUUAUCCGUUCGCAUGGGACCUGCCUAUGACUUUAGACCUUCCAAUUUCUGACAAAUCUGUGAAAGGAUACAAGGAUAUCCACUUCGAAUUUCUUAGUACUGCUGUUACUUAGCAUAAGAUUGAAAAGCACAUGUUGAGUGCAUACUAUUAUUGUUAAAUUCAUGUUAUAAGCUUUUAUUAAAAGCUUUAUUUUUUACACAGA